GAAUCAACGAACAUGUCCAUCAAAUUCUCUUUAGUUUUUCUGGCGUUCUUCGCAUGUCAGGGAGUUUUCGCUUCCCCUGCCGAGGUGAGCACCUAUGAAAUCGGCCAGCAAAUCGGUGAGGCCUUGGAAAAGUUGAAGAUUGCCAUCCAAAAAGCUAUAGAUAAAGCCGUCGAAAGUCUGAACAAGGUAUUGGAAAACAUCGUAGAGAAGGGAAAUGAGUUGACUGAGCAGAUCAAAAAUAAAAUCAAUGACAUAGUUGAAGGAGCUAAGAAGGAAAUACAGAAACUGGUAGAAGAUGCCAAGGAGUUGGGUGUUGAUGUUUCAGAAUGCGUAAAGGACUCCGACGAAGACCUCGAGAACUUAGCCAAGGGUCUGAUCGAAUCAGCUGUGAAAUGCGUCACGGAUAAGGUCGAUGAGGCGACUGGUAUCAUCGGCGAAGCUAUCGAGGAGAUCAAAGAUUACGUGAAAAUCAUCGGCGGUUUGGAUGAGGAAGUGAAGAAGUGCGGAACCGGAUUAGGAGCAAUCAAAUGUUUGGGAGAAGUCCUGGCCGACGUAAUCAAAGCAACGACCGCCUUGCCGGUGGAAAUCUCAAAGAAGGUAGCUGAAAUCACCGCACUCGUCGCAGGUUUGAAAGCUGCAAUGAUUCAGUGCGCCACGAACGUUGGUAUCGAUGCUGCAGGACAAGUAGGAUCCAUCGUCAUCGAUGUAGGUAAAUGCGUUGCCGAGAAAAUUAAGGAUUCACAGUAAUCUAUUAAGAAUAUUAUGACCUUGUUAAAUUUUAUAUAAAUAAAUUGAGAAUUGUUUCAACACUUCUACCAACCAACCAAU
Nicrophorus vespilloides is the source of this 828-nucleotide messenger RNA. RefSeq lists its product as uncharacterized. Lineage: Eukaryota; Metazoa; Arthropoda; Insecta; Coleoptera; Silphidae. The record is from RefSeq and is a predicted model, not a curated record. The transcript has 2 exons. The coding region runs from base 13 to 747 and encodes 244 amino acids.